AUGAUUCUAAUUUCGUAAUUUUUUCAAAAAUUAUAUUAAAAGAUUUCCAUUACCUAUGCUCCAAAAACCAAUAAAUCAAAGAAAAUUUCCAAAAAGAUUGCAGACAGAAAGAAGAAUCCUCUCUUUGUUAAGGAUGCUAAGAAUUUUAGAAUUGGAAAUGACGUUCAACCAAAGCGUGAUUUAUCAAGAUAUGUGAGAUGGCCUCGUUACAUCCUACUCCAUAGAUAAAAAAAGAUUUUAUUAUAAAGAAUCAAAGUACCUGCAGCUAUUCAUUAAUUCAGCAAAACUCUUGAUAAAAACUAAAGUUCCAAAAUUUACUUUUAGUUAAGAAAAUAUUCUCCAGAGACAAAAACUGAAAAAAAGCAUAGAUUAAUCAAAGCAGCAGAAUAAAAAACCUAAAAUUAAAAACCUGAUAGCAAAAAAGUAAAUGUUCUUAAAUUUGGAUUAAAUCAUGUGACAACUUUAGUCGAAACCAAAAAAGCUAAAUUAGUUCUCAUCGCCUAUGAUGUCGAUCCAAUUGAAUUAGUAGUUUGGUUGCCACAAUUAUGCAGAAGGUAAGAAGUACCAUUUGCAUUUGUUAAAAAUAAGGCUAGAUUGGGCACUUUGGUUCAUUAAAAAAGUGCCACUUGUGUUGCUUUGACUGAAGUGAGAAAAGAAGAUUAAGCUGAAUUUGAUAACUUAGCUAGAGACUUAAGAUAACACUAUAACGAGAAUCAUGAAUUAUUGAGAACUAUAGGAGGUGGUCAAGUCGGAAUCAAGUCUAGACAUUAAUAAGAGGCUUUGAAGAAGGCUUUCGAGAUAGAGGAACUCAAAAAAACAAGCUAAUGAUGUUUAUUAUUAAAAU
This is a messenger RNA of Paramecium tetraurelia, 844 nucleotides long. RefSeq lists its product as uncharacterized. NCBI's taxonomy places the organism in Eukaryota, Ciliophora, Oligohymenophorea, Peniculida, Parameciidae. Gene Ontology annotation, cellular component: ribonucleoprotein complex. The record is from RefSeq and is a predicted model, not a curated record. Gene Ontology annotation, biological process: ribosome biogenesis. The transcript is spliced from 5 exons.